Messenger RNA from Stylonychia lemnae, 1128 nucleotides. The record is from the annotation of a GenBank genome assembly. NCBI's taxonomy places the organism in Eukaryota, Ciliophora, Spirotrichea, Sporadotrichida, Oxytrichidae.
AUGGUGGAGGCAAGCACAGGUAAAAAGACUACAGUAAAGCUCUUAGAAACUAAAAAAACAGAAACAAAGCCAACAAUAGACGAUUUAAACACUCUUAUUAUGGAGAAACUCAACCAAUUAGAAUCUUCACACAAGCCCUCACCAAGCGAGGAAGCCUAGAAAUAAUCAAAAGCAGAGUAGUCGGAAUUAUUGGUUAAAUUAGAUGCAAUAUUCUUGAACACAGAUUUUGAUAAUAAAACUAAGGUGGAAGAGUUAAAUAAAUUCUACUUAGAAGUAGUGCAUGAAUAACUUAAGAAUGAACACAAAAAGAACAUUUAGCUUAAGUUAGAGGAGGAGGUCAAUGAUUUAAAGAUAUCUGUAUACGAACAACAAAAGUAGAAAGCAACCCUCAUUCUUAACAAGCAAUAGGUACUGACUACUGAAUACCAAAACCAGUUUAAGCAAUUCUAAGAGAGGCAUGCUCUUAUUAUUCAGGCUGAGACUUAAAAAAGAAUGGAGAUCAUUACUAAUUUUGAUAAUCAUCUCAAAUAAAUCAAGCAGUAGAUGGUUGAAGAUCAAGAGAGGAUGAAAACUGAGAAUGAGAUCUAAAAGGAAAAUGACCAAUUAAAGAAGCAGUACGAGGAAUUGAUGAAGGAAAUCGAAGAGAAGACUGAAUUAAUGAGAAAGCAGAUUGAGGAAAAGGAUUCAUAAGCUGGAACUAUUGAGGUUGAAAUGAAUAAAAAGAUAUCAUCUCAAGAGGAGGAGAUUAAGAAGUAGGUAGAGAUCUACAGGGAGCAGACCAAGAUUAAGAUUGAGGAGGAGAAAGAGUUAAUCAAGGUGUUUAAUGACUAUAAAAAGAAGCAUGACGAGUUCAGCAAGGCCAUGAAGAAGAGCAAGGAGACCUUCAAGGUUUAUGAAAAUGAAAUUAAAAACAUGAAUGUUAAGAUAUAAGAGCUUCUUAAGUAGAGAAAGGAACUAGAUAAAUCAAGGAAAGGAGCGAAGAGUGGUAAACAUGAUUAUGAUAAGUUGGUCUCUGACUGGACUGUCGAGAGAGAGGCACUUAAUAAAGAAAGAGAUAAUCUCAAGCAAAUGUGCAGUGAAAUCCAAGAAAGUAUUAAAGCUAGGACUCAAGGUAAAUCAGCAAAGUGA